AUUCGUAAAUACCAAUCGGUCUCGGACCGGCUUUCGUAUGGGUUUUAAAAAAAUCGCUGCUAUCGAUUUCAAGACGAUAUGUGUACUGUGUUCACGCCAGGAGGCAAAGAUGCAUUGGCGAUCGGGAGGGAGUCUCAGAUCUUGGCGAUAUUCGACACCAUGGGAUACGGCGUCGUUUUCGACAUGGACGGCGCGGCGAGGCUGUCCUACAACCAGAUCGGUGGAAUUUUUACGGACAAUCCCGCCGGUCUGCCCCUCGUUUGGACUUGGAACGCGAAUCCGAGGGAGUCGAUACUCGAGACUGUGUACACGGAAAAUCUAACCGAUCGGCUACGAAUGGAAUAUUUCCCUCCGACUAGUAAAUCGGUGGAAAGUUCCGGAAAUGUUAAGACACCGAUAUCACCGUCCAGCUCGAGAAAUAAGGAAAAGAAGGUCGCCGAAGUGCAGAAACCUGUUGUCGAGGAACGACAAGAAGAGGUCGGGAACAAAGCAAACGACAAUCAAAAGCUGCCUAAAGAAGACAUUAGUCACAUAAAAGUGAUUUGCAUAAAAUUAAAUAAAUUUCUCGGCCUGCGAAUCGUCGAUCGAAGGAAUAUCAGUUUACGAUUUUCUGCUGGAAAUAAGAGCGUCAGGAUAGAAUUAGGUACAGUCCUGAAUUUUAAUAAAGAAAUAGCAUCUUAUUCGGUGGAAGCGAGUGACUGGAAAAUCGAUAUGCUGAGAUGCAGAUUCCAAGAGAAAUUUUCCAAGAAAUUGGAAUCCGAAGACAGUCUGUACGAUUUAGCUAAGGAGUAUCGGAAAGUAAAGAGAUUCGCGAAAGAGCGUAAAGCUAUGAUCGCUAAAUACAAACCUUUUUCCGAGACCAGCCGCGCCUCCCGUUAAAGUCGAAAAUGUGUGUUGGAUAUCU
Molecule: messenger RNA, 904 nt
Organism: Vollenhovia emeryi
Lineage: Eukaryota; Metazoa; Arthropoda; Insecta; Hymenoptera; Formicidae
Exons: 7
Coding region: 79-879 (266 amino acids)
Source: RefSeq, a predicted model, not a curated record